ACAUACGAACGAGUUAACAAGUUACAAAGAGAAAGUGGAAUUUGCGGGAAAUCGAACUGAUUCACAACUUAGGCGAAAAGAAAAGAAGAUAACUCAGAAUGGACACUACUCCUGAAUCCACAGACAAUGAGGAUGAAGAGGACUGGAUGGCCAUUAACUGGGAUAGUAAUUUUACCUCUGGAACAAAAGAGCUCUGUAGCAAGAGCUGCCCAGAUGGCAGUGGCCAGUCUGUGUCAGAUUUGCCAAACACUAAAGAUACAGCAAAGAAUUAUACAAAAUCAAAUGAGGCAUUAAUGUCCAGGAUGCUUCUGAACGACAACAAAGCAGGCAUGACAGGAUUCGACAAAGAACGAAUUAACCAGAUAAUAUUUGAGGCAUCCAAAGGAUCGAAAUUUUUUGAAAAUGAAAGAAAAAAAGAGGAGCAAGUCACAAAAAGGAUUGAAGAGCAAAAACAGAAAAUGAAGGGCAUCACUCAAGAGCACCUGGAUUUAGCUGAAAAGGAAGCUGAUCUGCUACUGGAAGAAUUUGACAGAUUGAGAGACCUAAGUAAGACCAUCAUACAUAUUGACAUGGAUGCUUUCUAUGCUGCUGUGGAGAUGAGAGACAACCCAGCACUGAGAGACAAACCUAUGGCUGUUGGAAGCAAUUCAAUGCUGUCAACCUCCAAUUACCAUGCCAGAAAGUUUGGUGUUAGAGCAGCUAUGCCAGGAUUUAUCGGUAAGAAGUUGUGCCCUGAGCUUGUCAUUGUCCCAACUCACUUUGACAAAUACACGUCAGUAAGCAAACAGGUCAAGGUGAUUCUUGCAACGUUCGACCCCGACUUUUGCACCGUCAGUUUGGAUGAAGCGUACUUGGAUUUCACAGAUCACAUGAUGAAACGCAGUGGCUUGUCGGAUAAGGAGCGGACAGUGAUUUGUCGCAAGUGUGACAGCUUUGACAAGAGCUUUUGCUUAUGUGAUUUAAAUGAGACAUUUGGUGUGACCUUGAGUGAAGAUGGAACACAAGAGAUCAAGGUCAAGGCUACUAAUGUUUGUACUGAUUGUGGGAAGCCUGUUCCAGAAUUUGAAAUUGUAACAUUUGGAACAACUCUAGAAGAAGCUGUAAAGGAAAUGCGAUGCAGGAUUCAUCAAAAGACUUGUCUAACAGCAAGUGCAGGUAUAGCUCCAAAUAUGAUGCUGGCCAAAGUGUGUUCUGACAUGAACAAACCUAAUGGUCAGUAUAGGAUCCCAUCUACAGUGGAGGCUGUUUUGUCCUUCAUUAGGGAACUGCCCAUUAGAAAGAUUAGUGGCAUUGGAAAAGUCUCAGAGAGGAUGCUGAAUGCUGUGGGAGUUAGGACAUGUCAGGAUCUCUAUAAAAAGAGAGGACUUCUCUACCAUCUCUACUCGCAAAUUUCAUUCAAUUACUUUAUGAGAAUCUGUGUUGGGAUAGGAUCCACAUCUGUGGAAAGAGAUGGAGAAAGGAAAAGCCUGAGUACUGAAAGAACAUUCCCUGAGAUAAGCACCCCUUCAGAACUAUACAGUAAAUGUCUGGAACUGUGUCAGGCAUUGUCUGAAGAUCUUCAAGCAGAGGAGCUAAAGGGGAAAACUGUGGCUAUUAAGAUAAAGACUGUCAAGUUUGAUGUCAAGACUCGAGCAUGCUCACUCCCAGACUACACCAGUGAUGCUGAAGUUAUAUAUGUAGCUGCCAAAGAUCUUCUGUGUAAAGAGAUAAAGAAUGUACAUCCACAACCUCUACAAUUAAGACUCAUGGGAGUUCGAAUGAGUUCUCUCGUGAAUCAAAAUUUGGUGGCAAACAAGAAAAAGCAGAACACUUUGAUGCAGUUUGUGAAAAAAGAAGAAAAGGCUGGAAAAAGUGACACGCAACAGUGGGUAGAGAAGUGUUCGGAUGAAAUGGAAAAAGCUGAUGGAAAAAAAACCCAGUGUUCUGAAGAACCCUUUCAUAAUAGUGAACGAAAUUCACGCGUUUAUGUAGAACAGAUUAACUCGUGUCAUUCUGAUUAUAUUGGGGAGGAUAGAACAACUGAGAAUAGCCAUUUUGUUUCAGAAGAUGGAGACAUAAUGCAGAAAUGUGAUUUACAAACUUCAACCUCUGUGACAAAACAUGCAGAAGAUACAUUAGGUACGAUUUGUAUUAAAACAUCUGAGAAUGGAAACCCACAAGAAGAAAGAAUGUUAUCAGAUGACCGCAAUGCUAAUGCAUAUUCUCAGGAGGAAGAGUGUAAGACAGUCUGGUAUACCUGCCCUGUAUGUAGGGAUGAGGUUGGCUGUAGUGACCUUCAUGGCUUCAAUCAUCACAUUGACACUUGUUUAAGCAGAUCUCUGGUAAAAGAAUGCUCACAAUAUCGACCAGAAGAAGACACUCCAAGAAGUCAAAAGACUAACAGGAAGGCAGUUACUCCCAAGUAUAAAAGUACCUCAUCUAAUAAACUGAAAUCUAGCUUGAAAACUCCACAUAAAACAUUGAUUCCUAAACCACUAGAUCCUGGACCUCCACAGUCAGAUGAAAGACCUAGCAUAUCAAAAACUCAGAAUAAUGUUAAUUUAAACUCUACUGUUGAUAAAUUAGGAGGAUCUGAAGGAUGUAAAGGAACUGAAACUCUUGUGUGUCCUGUGUGUUUCAUGGAACAGACCAGCGUAGAUUUAGAUGCCUUUAACCAGCAUGUGGACAGCUGCCUGUGUAAGGGGACCAUCACCGAGAUCUUAAAAGAACAAAAACAGGACAACAAAAGGUCAUUAGAGAUGCAAGGAACACAGGGGUCAGUUGUGAAACGAAAAAAACAGGAAAGUGGUCCAAAGAGCCAGAGCAUAGCUUCAUAUUUCCAAAUGAACACUUAAAGACAUGUAUUUCAUUAAUCAUUGUGUAUAGUCGAUGAGCGUAGUAUAUAUUACGGUCAUCAAAAAAUGGCAGCUGACCUCAUUGGUAAGAAUUUUAUAAUCAUGAUUUCAAACGAUUGAAUAUUUAUUUGCUUCAUUUUACAGUAAUUAUCAGUACCCAGUGGAGUAUUUUUAAUGUUAAUAGUCACUGUAGUUUACUCCAAAGCAAGCUUAUUUAGCAAUAAAAUGACCAUCAAGCUUUGUAGUAUGAUGACCGUAACAAAUGUUUAUAAUGACGGUAUACUCCAAUUUUGAAUUGAUAUUUAAGAAGUGAAGGUGACCUUUGUACGAAAAAGCCACUGUUGCUGGUUUAGUUUGCGGAGUAGUCAUGAUGCACUUAACCAAGACUACUUUGACCUCUUCAAAAUGCAUUUUAAUUGAUUUUAAUGCAUAGCAAGUAAAUUGAAUUUAUAAUAUACGGUCAUCAUAUUCAUGAUUUACGGUCUUCGUUAAAACGAUAAACAUUGUAUGUUAUGGUCAUCAUACUACAGAACUGGAGGUCGUUUUAUCGAUAGAUAAGCUUGCUUUGGAGAACACUACAGUGACUAACAUUAAAGGGGCAUGGACACGAUUUGAGGUGAAAUUUUUCAAAUCUUGUUUUUCCAUUUGCAUGGGAGAUACAGAACUCACAAUUCGUUUUGUUUAAAGCUGUUUUUAUCAAUUUAUAAGUUAAUUCUGAACACAAUUUAAUAGUUUCUAGUGUUUGGCACAUCUCAUUUUUUUUUUAUGCAUGCUAUUUUCUAUUAUUAAGCAAUCUAUAUGUAAACAAAAACUUGGCACGAGCCUUGUUUACAUAACAUAUCAAAGAAUUGUGAGUGCUGUAUCUCACUUGUAACUCAACAACUGAUAUUCAAAUUUUGGUUGACCAUUAGUCUAAGAAAUAGUUUAGUUAAGCAUUGUAAACAAGAAGAAUGAAAUUUGAAAAUUUUCAGCUCAAAUCAUGUCCAUGCCCCUUUAAGAAUACUCCACUGACUAAAUGAUAAUUAUCGUAAAAUGAAUAUUCAGUCAUUUGAAAUCGUGAUUAUAAAAUUCUCAUCAACGAGGUCAGCUGCCAUUUUUUGAUGACCGUAAUAUAUACUACAGUCAUUGGCUUGUCCACAGUGAUUAAUCACACCAAGCAUAGAAAAACGCUUUUUAUGCUGCCGCCAUGAAAUGGGUGGGGCAUAUAGUAUUACCUUUACCCAUCAUUCAUUUAGGAAGAGUCGAGACACUUGGACUAAUCUACACUCCCCCCCCAAAAUAAAAUAACAAGUGAAAAACCACUUAUAUUCCAUAUAAACGGUUGAAAUAUUUCGUAGUAUCCAUGAAGGUCGGGACAAUAUUGUACAUAGAGGGUGCUACAUCAAAGUCUAGAGUUUGAAUAUUACCCCUCUCCUACAGGUACAUGUAUUGAAUACUCCAUAGUGCAUGUUUUAAAUUGCAAUCCUUUUAAAAUAACCAGUAACUGAAUGAAGUUGAUUCAGAAGAUUUAAUAAAGGGUUCCCCCAUGUCAUGAAUAGCAGAUGUUUUUAUGCGUCCAUCAAUACUGUACAGUUACAGCAUUCUGAUGAGGUCAAUACAUGUUUUUAAUUGACCUGAUGAGAGGACACAUAUUGACUGAGGAUGAAGUCCAAGGUCAAUAUACUUUCACUGGGUCAAUAAAAACAUCAAAUAUUAGGAGUUUUGAUACUCUUUAAUUGGUUCAGACAAUCUUUUCUGGUGUGGACAUCAGAGUGAGUUCACCUCAGUAUUUACUUUUGGAGAUUUAUUCAGGAUCUCCCUCUUGAUCAAGGAUAGAGUUGCUGAUAAACUUAUCGACCAAUCAAACUGAGCAUUUUAAAACCAUAUAUAGUUAAAUCAGCAGUGAUUGACUAUUGAUGAGAAUUGACUUGGUGUCAAAGCAGGGCCGUAAAUUACAUGGAGGCGGAGGAGGCAGCUGCCUCCUCCAACUUUUGAGCCAAAAAAAAUUAAAAUUUAAAGUUCAUCAGAAUUUAUGUUGUUUCCAAUAACCAAGAACAUGAUACCUCCCUUAAAAAGCAUUCCAAAUCUUUCUUUUAGAAUGAGUUAGUCAAGUAACAUCUUAGAAAAGGAAAAGAAAACACACACAUCCCCCCCCCCCCCAAAAAAAAACAACCCCACCAUAAACAACAAACAAACCGAAGGAUUUGAAACUCGGAAUUACCAUUUGAUUAUUGAGAAUUUUUUCCUUAUUAAUUAGUACCUAAUGUAAAAAUGUUCAUUUAUAUCAUAUCGGUUUAGUUCUUUGAAUUUUAUUAAAUUGUUCCAGUUUGCAUAUAUAUUGGGUGAACAAAUCAAGCAAUGAUGAAGCUAUAAUUCCAUGCCAUCGUCCCUGUAACUGGGCGUUUUUAUCAUUAGUUCUUACAUCGUCCCGGUAACUGGGCGUUUUUAUCAUUAGUUCUUACACCGUCAUCGUCCCGGUAACUGGGCGUUUUUACCAGGAGUUUAUAUAUCGUCAUCGUCCCGGUAACUGGGCGUUUCUACCGAGAGUUUUUUAUAUCGUCAUCGUGAUAUAUAUUUUUAAUGAUGCACUAGAAGCUAAAUUGGAUUUACUUUUCUGGAAAUCAUUUUAAUUGAAAAUUUUCACAAUAUUAUGCAGAAACUGUGACAUACUUUGCCAAUCAAUCAUAGAUACUAAAGUGAUUUUUUUCUGUAUUGUACUGAUUUUUUCUGGUUUGGGUGGUUGUAGUUCAUGGGAACUGUCGUGAAGAUGAUGAUAUAUGGGUGGAUACCCAUCGAUGCAUAUGUUGUAAAACACACACACACACACAUCUACUGUUUUAGGGCCAUUUUUUGUUCUUAUUAUAUCUGAUGAUCUAUCAAAUAGUGUAAGACUUUUUGCGGAUGACACUUCUUUGUAUGUUAUUGUUGAUGAUGGCAUAAUAGCAACAGCUAAUUCAUUAACAAAUGAUCUUGAGAAAAUAAAGCAAUGGUCUACAAAAUGGGUUGUGGAUUUUAAUCCACAAUUAAAAAACAAAACAAUCAAUCUAAAUGCCCAUAAGGAAACACAUAUCACUUCCUAAAGUUAGAUUUGGUUAUAAUGGUCCAGAAGUUAUGAAUGCAGAAAAUCACACCCAUUUAUAGGAUGAAAAUUUCGAUUUGAUGGCACUUGGAGAUCACAUAUAUUAGAUAUUCAUGAAAAGGCAUCUAAUAGACUAAACAUCUUACGUAUGCCGAAAUAUACUCUAAAUAGACAAUCUCUGAUAAAAAUUCAUUUUUUCUUUUAUUUGCUCUGUUAUUGAAUAUGGUAAUAAACAGAAUCCAAUUCAAUUGAGAAUGUUCAGGUUUCUGCAGUAAGAAUAAUUACUGGAAUGAGAGUAAAUUCUCCUAGGUCAGUACUAUAUGAUGAAUUAAGCUGGGGUAGCUUAUCAACCAGAAGAAAGGUCCAUAAGAUUAUUUUAUUUUACAAAAUAGCAUAUGGAAUUGCUCCCCAAUAUCUUCCAAGAACUUUUGAUGCCUUUCAUUCCUUUUCAAGAUUUAUAUGAAUCGAGAAAUUAUGAUAAUUUUAAAUGUAUUCUUCCUCAAGUUAGGACCUUAGCAUAUAUCAAUAGUUUUGUACCUUCAACAAUUAAACUAUGGAAUGACCUACCUGUCCAUAUUAGAAACCUCCCUACUCUUACAUAUUUUAAAACUGCUUUAAAAAUCAUGUACUACAAUAAAACAAAUAAACUGUUUAAUCAUGGUAAACGCAAUGCAGACAUGUUGUAAUGCCAAUUGAGAAGUAAUGCUAGUAAUUUAAAUUAUGACUUACAUAAUAAUAUCUACGAGAUUAUGCUACUUGUGAUGUUUGUGAUCAGGGUGACCACAAACAUCACAUAAUAAGCUGAAAAUAAUUAUUAUGUUUUCUUUGAAUGUGUUCAGAUUGCUCUUUUAGAGUCAAUAAAUGAAAUGCAACUACUAGUUCCCAUAUCAUUAUGAUAUUUGAAAAUCAAUACAUGUAUAUAUAAACAGUAUCUUCUCUACUCUGUUUGCGCAUAAUUUUUGUAUUUAAUUGUUCUUGUUUAUAUGUUCUCUAUGUUGUAUAAUUUUCAACUGAGAGAAAUAAAUUCAUUCAUUCAUCCACAA
Molecule: messenger RNA, 6935 nt
Organism: Ostrea edulis (European flat oyster)
Lineage: Eukaryota; Metazoa; Mollusca; Bivalvia; Ostreida; Ostreidae
Product: DNA polymerase kappa-like
Exons: 13
Coding region: 99-2834 (911 amino acids)
Biological process (GO): error-prone translesion synthesis
Cellular component (GO): nucleus
Molecular function (GO): DNA-directed DNA polymerase activity; damaged DNA binding
Source: RefSeq, a predicted model, not a curated record